CCGCCCCGGCAGCACCUCCAGCUGACGGGUCUGCCUGUGAGCUGCUGAAUGUUUGGAAUUGUUGUGAUGGGAGGCCGCAGCCAUCUUGGAUGAGCGCCGCUCCGCACCAACGGUCGACCGUGACGGCGGAGCAGCCAGUUAGCCAGCUAGCUAACGAUAGCUGCUGCUCGGAGAGAUUAACCUCGCUUCUUAUUGCGACUAUGCUGUAUUUGCGCCUUGUUUGGUAGUGGACGCAUUGUGUGCGCAAAAAAUGGGCACACGUAGUUUUAAACGGUUUGCGGGUAAAAUUUAGAAACGGGAAAGGCGCUGCUGAACCUCGGUAUAUUUUUUACAUUUCUGGAUAGAGGAGUUACUAUGAAUGGAGGAUAAAUGUUGCCGAAGGCUGACAGCAGCAGUUUCGUCCUCCUCUUCUCUCUUCUCUUCGUUCUCACGCUAACGGACCCACCACGGGCAGGUCCACGGCUAGCUCUGGCAAGAUUAUUGUCAGAGCAGCGCUGCAACACUGGGCAGUUCGCCUGCCGCAGUGGGAAGAUGCAGUGUAUCCCGAUGUCCUGGCAGUGUGACGGCUGGACAGCAUGCGAGGACAAAAGCGACGAGAUGGACUGUCCCCUUAUAAAGGCGGAGAGGUUUCGCUUUGAGAAUGGAUACGAGAACGUUGAAGACGUCAUCGGCGUGGCUCAGCCCGUUCGCUUCAACAAGAAGUGUCCCAACGGCUGGCAUCACUACGAGAAGACGGCCAGCUGCUACAAAGUCUACCUGAAGAACGAGAACUACUGGAAAGCCGUGGAUACGUGCCAGAAGGUUAAUGGCUCCUUGGCUACAUUCGUGACUAGCGAAGAACUCCAGUUCAUCCUGGAGAUCGAGCUGGACUUUGACGACAAAGUGUGUGAGCGCAGAGAACAGUGCACGUUUUGGGUGGGCUAUCAGUAUGUGAUCACCAAUCGAAGCCACACCUUGGAGGGCCGUUGGGAAGUGGCUUCCAAAGGGUCCAUGCAGGUGAUUUGGCCGCCUGAGGGCCUGGAGAAGUUUGGGGAGACUUCUCCCUCUCAGGACAACGUCUUCUGCGCCCAGCUGCAACGCUUCCAGAGCAAGAGCAUGAAUGAGCACGGCCUGCACAGCUGGGACGCCGAGAACUGCUACAAGAAGUUCCCGUUCCUCUGCAAGAGGAGGCAAACAUGUGUGGAUAUAAAAGACAAUGUAGUAAAUGAGGGCUACUACUUCACCCCGAAGGGGGACGACCCGUGUCUGAGCUGCACGUGUCAUGAUGGGGAGCCGGAGAUGUGUGUGGCGGCGCUGUGUGAGCGUCCGCAGGGCUGCACCCGCUUUCAGAAGGAUCCCAAAGAGUGCUGCAAGUUCACCUGCCUGGAUCCCGAUGGAAGCACUCUGUUUGAUUCGAUGGCCAGUGGGAUGAGGCUGAUCGUCAGCUGCAUCUCGUCCUUCCUCAUCCUGUCGCUGCUGCUCUUCAUGGUGCACAGACUUCGCCAGAGAAGACGCGAACGCAUCGAGACUCUGAUCGGAGGCAACUUGCACCACUUCAACCUUGGUAGACGAGUGCCGGGCUUCGACUACGGCCCAGAUGCCUUCGGCACCGGUCUCACUCCUCUGCACCUGUCUGAUGAUGGCGAAGGCGGGGCUUUUCAUUUCCAGGAGCCGCCUCCGCCGUACGCCGCCUACAAAUAUGCCGACAUCCAGCACCCAGACGACCCUCCUCCUCCGUACGAAGCCUCCAUCAACCCAGACACCUUCCUCUACGUGGACUUCGGACACAGCGGAGUCUCUGUGGUGCCGAGCCAGAUGAACUCUCUGGGCGACGGGCUCGAGGCCGAACAUCCGACCUCCCCCGCGCCGGCGCCCGUUUGUGUGCCGUCGUCUCAAGAGAGAGAGGACUCCAUAGACAGCAGCACCCUCCUGGUGGGCCCUGACACGCCAACAGAUGGCCACGCCCCUCUGCCCGCAGACUGCACGUCCUCCCUCAGCACUGUGGUAUAGGAGCGAAGGACGGCGCCGCACCCGGAUCUCACUGGUCAGAACUGCAGGCUGUCGAUGUCGGCUGCAGGGAACAGACUUGUAUUUUGUACAGACGUAUAAGAAGGAGCGGCGACUGUUUUCUUACAGCAGGGCUUUUCCUUCUGAAGACAAAGUGUUUGGUUAUGUUUGCUUUUUGAAGACACUGGCAUCGGAGGGAGCAGCAAGGACUGAUUCUGUACAAAAAAAAAAAAUCAUCCCAGUAAUCUGACAUGGCUGCACUCCUUGUUUUGUUGCUGAGAAGCAGCCUAAUUGGGUGAAACCCAUCUGCUGUAAAUGCUCCCUGAGGUUCAGACUUCAUACCUGUGUGUUUCAGUCCCGCACAGCAUCAAACUACCAACCCAGCUUUAGUUGCUUGUACGCUUUUUGUUGCGUCACACUUGGAAACGGCAGCGUCUUUACCGAUCUCCAAGCUACUGUAACAUCCACACUGUCUGCUGCAGCAUGAACCAGCGCUGAUGAAAACCUUCAUUUUUCCAAUCCGAUCUAAGCAGCCGUCUUCCAGAUUUAUAGCACAGAUUUGCAGAAGCAGAUGUUUUAUAGCUCAGAAGGUGUUUGGUAGUCUAUUACUAUUACAGUCAGCAGACUGUGUUGAUGCUGGUUGUUAUCAGUUUGGUGUUACGUUUGUUUAUUAAUUUAUGACUGCAGGCUGUAAUUUUGGUUGCUUGUUGGAAACGUGUAAGCUGAUUUUGACCAAUGAUGUGACAAAAACCUGGUUACUGUAUGGGGAACGAUUAGAGAUGAAGGUGUUUCAUAAAAGGAAAAAAAAAGAGAUUUUCUCCAACUAUGAAUUAAGUCAUGCUAACAUUCAAAUGAUGUAUUAUUUGUGGUUGAGCCGUCGUGUACAGUCGUCACGCAUUGAUUUGUGAGGUAAGCUCAUGGACUGUCGCUUCCUGUCCAUCCCAGAAUGUGCCAACCGGGCGUGGGCUGGCAUAAACGUUUUCUUGGUGACACGAUUUUAGUAAAAACAUGUAUAUAAAGAUAUUUUCAUGCAACUGUGAAACAAAAAGGCAGCGUGUCGCGUGAUCUUACUGGUUUAAUUAAAAUCAUACCUUUCUGCAUUGGCAUGCAGACAAAUAUUGACUCUCCACUCUUAAGACUUGACCAGUUUCAAGAGCAAACUCAUUCUGAAGUUCAUAAAUUAAAAUGAUUUACAAACAACCUGAUUGGUUGUUCGUAUAAUCCAAGGACAAAUGAAUGAAAGAGUAUGAUAACAAUUAAGUACCUUUUGGCUUCUAGACCCUCUUAAAACAUGUGGUUUUUAAAAUUGGCCUUUAGAUGCCAAAAAACAUUAAUUACAUUGAUUUCUGGAGAUGGAUUAAAAGCUUCAGAGUCUUUAUUUCAUUACAUCAUAUUAAUGCUCAAUUUAAAAAUCCAUAUGUCUAUUUGACUUUGAAAUGGACAUAAGUUUAAGUUUCCAAAAAUAUAGUGAACUUUCUCGUUAACACACUGCUGAAUUGUGAACCUACCAAAUAACAAACCUCAAUCUAGUCAAUGUUUUGUUUUUAUUUACUGAAAUAUUCAGCCUGUCAUAAAACCUACCAGGAAAAACAAUUAAAUUUGAAGUGUAAACUUUGUAGUAACCAUGAGUGGAGAAGGUUUGAGCUUUUUGCCCAGUUUAAAAACUCAGAAAACUGAUCAAUGUCAGCUCCAUCUAGCCUGCAGACGGCUGCUUAACGUACAAAGCUAGAUAACUAGUUCCAAAUCAAAAAUAUUUCCAAACAGCCUGAUUUCUUGUCCCUAAAAUCCAAGCCCCAGUUUGGUUCCUCAGCGCCUCUGGCGUCUUAUUAAAGGGAAUCCAAACGGGUGGCCAGCCCAUGCCUGCGUUGAACCUCUGCAGAACAUGAUGGUUUCUGCAAAACUGUUGCUGUUCUUGUUUUGUCGUUUUCUCUCUUUGAUGAAAUGUGUAUUUAAAAAAGAAAUCUUAAGUUUGGAGCACAUGAGACGACAAUCGUUGGAUUCAUUCCAGGAUGGAUUUGACGCAGUUGGAGUUUUUUUUUUUUCUCUUUUUUUUUUUUUUUUUUUGGGAGUUUCCUCCAUCACCACCAGCAGCAUCCAAACUCAUGAUCCGCCCCCCAAAAACGGCUUAAAAUAUGUCUCAUGUUUGAAUGUACUGAAUAUAUAUAUAUAUAUAUAUAAUACAUGACUUUUUGUGCUCAUCUUUAACUCAUUUCUUUGUUUUUAUUUUCUACUUUUUGCAUCGACAAUCCACAGUGGAUCAUCCAGCAAUCAGCCAUGUUUUCAGACGCUGCCAAACGCCAGCAUGUGUGUUUAACAGAUGGUGUUCAGUUCUGUUUGCACCAUCUUUGUUUUGGGUUUCUUCCUGCUUCAUGUACCUUUCGGCGCAUGUUUUUUUUUUUUUUUUUGAUGUGUUGGCAUGCCGAGAGGUAAUUUUAGCACAACAGUGUACAGUAGAUUCACAGGCUCAUACAUGUAGUUCAGCGUUAUGUAUGAACUGAAAGCCAAGAGGGGAGUAGGGGGGAUUGUAAUGCAACUUAUGCUACAUUUCAUUGUCUCUUAUUUGACAGCCCUUAAAUUAAAAACGGGGGGAAAAAUAAAAAGCUUGUGUUUUUCUGACAAAGAUCUACAUCUAAUCUUAAUAAGCUGCACUGCGAAAUCCGAGCUGGGACCACGAUCCAAACUUUUAUGCUGGACAGACGCGACAUUGAUCCUCUUCCAUUUUUAUUUAUUUUUUGUCCCUUUUUCGUCAAGGAAAUCCCUCCACCUGACCAAAUGUCAGAGAUUUAAGGUGGAAUGCAGGGAAAUCCCCCUCCACACCCCGACCCAAACGGUGAGACGGGGGGCGCCCGGAGGCUUAGACGAUUUGAAGGAAGCGAAUGUAAUGCAGCUCAGAGUGACUCAUACGGCAGCAGGCGGAGCGGAGAGAGUGAUACCCAGCUGGAGAGUGUUGUCUGGGAUGAAAGGAGACUUUGUCCCCCCAGGUCCCCGCGGAGCGACAGAAUCACAAAAUGUAUUCCUGAUGAAAGAGACCCAAAACGGCUCGAUCGGGUUCGAGACCAAACUGGAGUCAAAUUAUAAAGCUGAGCAUUCAUUGGCUUGUUUUUAAGGAUCAGAAAUAAUAAUACAAAAAACAUUUUUCUUCAGACUUUGAUAGUAAAAUUAACUUUUUAAUGUUUUUUUUAUUGUAUUCAAGCCUUGAGAAUAAAAUUGAGGGUUUUAUUUCAACUUGCACAAUAAAAUUACUUACUUUGA
Molecule: messenger RNA, 5238 nt
Organism: Poeciliopsis prolifica (blackstripe livebearer)
Lineage: Eukaryota; Metazoa; Chordata; Actinopteri; Cyprinodontiformes; Poeciliidae
Gene: dgcr2
Product: DiGeorge syndrome critical region gene 2
Exons: 11
Coding region: 370-1989 (539 amino acids)
Cellular component (GO): membrane
Molecular function (GO): protein binding
Source: RefSeq, a predicted model, not a curated record